Molecule: messenger RNA, 906 nt
Organism: Desarmillaria tabescens
Lineage: Eukaryota; Fungi; Basidiomycota; Agaricomycetes; Agaricales; Physalacriaceae
Product: JAB1/Mov34/MPN/PAD-1 ubiquitin protease-domain-containing protein
Exons: 6
Coding region: 1-906 (301 amino acids)
Biological process (GO): translational initiation
Cellular component (GO): eukaryotic translation initiation factor 3 complex, eIF3m
Molecular function (GO): translation initiation factor activity; metallopeptidase activity; translation initiation factor binding
Source: RefSeq, a predicted model, not a curated record
AUGCCGCUCCAGCCUUCGUCGUCGGCGAUUCACGUACACAGCUCACUAAAUACCUCUACUGCUGCUCAAAAUGCACCGCGAACACCGACCAGUGUAACGAUCCACCCCGUCGCUCUUUUCUCGAUUCUCGACCAUUAUCUGCGACGGACUGACAAGCAGGACCGUGUCCUGGGAACUUUGCUUGGUACACGGACGGAAACGGGGGUGGAGGUCCGCUCGUCGUUCGCUGUGCUUCACAGCGAGACCAGCGAGCAGGUGGCAGUGGACAUGGACUACCAUCGGACGAUGUACGACCUUCAUCAUAAAGUGAACUCGAAGGAGGUUAUCGUUGGCUGGUACUCUACGGGCUCAAACCUUAAUACUUUUUCUGCUCUCAUUCAAAAUUUCUAUUCGCAAGAAACGGCCCCUCACCAGGCUAUCCAUGUUGCUCUGAAUACCGGCAUAGAUGACGGUGAGCCCGCUGGCAUAAAAGCCUACUUCAGCUCACCAGUGGGUGUAUUCCCAAGACCCGAAAAUUGCGUGUUUGUCCCAGUACCCGUCGAGCUACGGUUCCAUGAUGCUGAGCGGAGUGGACUCGAUCUCUUGACGUCAACUGCGGUAUCACCCAAUUCGACGAGCAACCAGCCCUUGGCUGACCUGGAAAUCCUCGAGCAAUCUAUCCAGAACGUAUCUGACAUGCUUGACCGCGUGCUGGUAUACGUGCGAUCGGUACUGGCUGGAGAGACGAAGGGUGAUCCGGCGCUCGGGAGGUACCUGAUGGAUACGCUAGGCGCUAGUACGGAUGAUCUAGAGAAGGGCGGCUUUAAUGCGAGUCUACAGGAUACACUGAUGAUCUCGUAUUUGGCGAACCUGGUACGGGCACAAGCAGAGGUGUCCUCUCGGCUAGCGCUCGUCACUUCUGCUUGA